This is a messenger RNA of Ambispora gerdemannii, 1113 nucleotides long. NCBI's taxonomy places the organism in Eukaryota, Fungi, Glomeromycota, Glomeromycetes, Archaeosporales, Ambisporaceae. The record is from the annotation of a GenBank genome assembly.
AUGGCAAGAACAAAACUCUCUUCAAGACACUAUCAACCAACACAUGUCCUUGAGGAACCGCAAGAACAAAGUACCGAUUCUCAAGAAGAAGGUCUGGGUGGCGAGUCGUCGUCGUAUACACAGUCGCGUCAAUUAGUUUUAGCGCAACAACGAAGAGAACAAAUCCAAGAAACAGCAGUACUUCAAAGAGUGAAUGUGUCGCAAGGAAGACGUGGCAGACGCCUUUGGACUGAACAAGAAACAAACUCGCUUAUUGAAGGAUGUAGAAAACAUGGAGUAGGGUCUUGGUCAAAGAUACUCCACGAUCGCAAUUUUCAUUUUGACAACCGUACAUCAGGAGACUUGAAAGAUAAGUUCCGUACAUUAUUCCCUAAUGAAUCAAGACACGGUCGUUUGAUGAGCAGGAGUGCACGAACUGAUUCCCAGAUAUCAAUGGAACCUCCACCUGCUUUUCGCAUUUUCAGACGAAGAGAAAGACGUUAUUUCAGUGCUGAAGAAGAUCGGAGGUUAUUAGCUGGCGUCAGAAAACAUGGCUGUGCGUGGACUAGAAUUGCCAAUGACCCUGAAAUCGGUUUUGUUAAUCAACGCAAAGGCACUGAUUUACGGGAUCGGUUUAGAAAUGCUUUUCCCCAAGAAUAUGCAAAAAUGGGAUUUACCCUUCCUUUUCGAGUGCCUCUUCACGCAAUAAAUGAUGUUAAUGCGUUAUAUACUCCUCGACAAAUUUUGGAGCAAGAAAAUAAUCAUAUGGAAAUUAUAAUGCAAGAAGAAUCACCCGAGCCAGAAUUGGAAAUGCAAAAAGAAUCACCCGAGCCAGAAUGGGAAAUGCAAGAAGAACCACCCGAGCCAGAAUUGGAAAUAGAAGAGCAUGACAUCAUUAAUAACGAGGACGAAGAUAAUGAUCCAGUUCAAGCAGGAAACCAUAUAAUUAACCAUUAUUCAAGGCCCAACAAGUGGAUCGAUUUUUCUGAAAAUGAAGAAAAUAAUUCAAUUCUGAAUACACCUGCAUAUAAUGGCGACCCAGAUUCUCCCAGCUUUGAUCUUUCCAUUUCACGAAAAAGAAAAAUUCUUGAAGAUCAGAACCAAGCAGAAGGAUCUAAACGUCGAAGAGAAUAA